CAUGAUUGGAAGUAAAUUCUGAUUUUAAAAAAUUUGGAUGUGAUUGUACUUCAAUAUGGCGAACCGCGACAAAGGACGCAAAAAGUGGGGAGAAUUUUUACAAGAUAAUUCAAAAUUAGAAGAGGAUAGGUCAAUAGGAAUGAAAGGUGGAGGAAAUAGAGCACCUCAAGCUUUAUAUAGGCCAGGAAGUGGACCUCUUCGAAAAUCAGGAAGAUCUACAGAUGAUCUACAUAAUGAAAAUAUCUCACGGGAGAAACCUAAAUCCAGCUCCGUCCAACAUCGUUUAAAACAGUCACAACUCAAUAAAUCCAACCAAAAUCAAAAUAAUCCACCAUCAUCUCAAGUUGAAAAUGUAACAGAAAAAUUGAAUGAUCUAAAUAUUAACUACAGAAGCAUUACAAACAUUGAACAGGCACAAGGUUCUUCUCAAAAUAGUAAUUCUGGAGAUUCAAGAAGGAAAACUAAGAAACCAGAACAGCUAUUAUAUGUACCUAAAAAAGUAAAAGAAGCAUUGGCUGAACAAGAUGUAACAAAUAGAUCUCCCAGUCAAGGAGGUUGGGAACAGGAUCAAGAGAGAGAGCAUAGUGAAGAUCGUGAUUCUCAUUCCAAUCGUAGUCAUAAAAGUGAUAGUCAACGUAAUCGAUUAAGUGGUCAUGGUAGAAGAGAUAGCGAAAGUGGAAGUAAAAACCGAGAUGAGCAUGAUAAAAGAUAUUCAGGUAAUCGAAGAACUCGGCAUGGUAAUGAAAAUGAAGAGCGUUGGCGAUCUGAUUCUCCUUUAUCUAGCAGAGGUUAUGGAAAUAGGAAAGAUAGUUCUCGUGAAGUUAGACAGGGUUCAGAACCUCUUUUUGCAACAACGAAUCACUUAAAUGAUUUCAAUCGUACUAGAGAUACACGUAGUGUAGAACCUGCUGGACAUCCAGAAAAGUUUCAAGGCAAACCACCAUCAGGCAAAUGGGGUGGUACUAAAGAUAGUUUGCCAAAAAAUAUAAAAAUAGAACACUUACCGCCUAGAUUUCAGAAAAAAUACCUUUUGGAUAAUGGUUUGCCCUUACCACCAAGUUCCUCACCAUCUGAAGAUACAUGGAAUAGCAAUAGUGCUUCAUUUCAGGCACCAUCAAACUAUAAUUUUCCACCUGCAAUGCAACAUUCACAAACGAUGCAAAGUUUACCUCCAUCUGGUCCAUUACCUCCACAAACUAGCUGGUCUAAUACAGCACCACCACGAGCUAGAGGUAGAGGUAGACUUAGACCAGAAGAUUUAGAAAGUUCAACAAACGUUUUUAGGUGUGUUACACCUGAUCAGUAUUCAGCUCCAAGUUCCAGAUCUCAUACACCAAGCCAAGAAUUUAUGCAAAGUAGAUCUUACGAUCGUCGUGGCAGUAAUAGUACUAUGUAUACUAGUAUGGAAAGUUUAAGUCGAGUAGAUAGUUCAAUGAUACCACCACCAUCAUCAGCAUCACCCGUUACCUCUAUGUCCAGUGUAAACAAACGUCAAAUUUCGCCAGAGAGUCAUCGUCGAGGAAUAUCUCCAUCUCCAGCUUUUCAUCGCACUCAAACGCAACGGUGUAGCAAUACAUCUGAGCGUAAUACAAUACAAGAAAAAAAGAAUGGUCAACAAAAUUCAGGUGUCAGUUCAUCAAAAGGUGAAUCUAUCAACACUGCAUUAAAUAUAUCGGCUGAAUAUCCAUUUGAUUGGAGUGAAGACGUUGAAUUAAGUGAGAAGCUAGAAGCUGAGCGUGCAAGUCGUAGUUCAUCUGUAUUGAGUUUACGUGAAAAUGUUAAUGUGUCAGGAAAUGAAACUACAACAAGUAGUCAUAGUCGACGUAAAAAAAAAAGGCGUGAGAAGAAACACGCGGCAGAUCGAGGGAGGAGUAAUAGCAGAGAUAAAGCUCGUGUUAAUAGUCGUGAUCGGCAAAAUAAUCAACAAAAUAGAGAAAAUGAAAACUAUAACAAUAAUCAAAAAAACAGUAACAGUAGUAGGAGAUAUGACCACAAAAGACACCGUAAUAUUAUACAACGUAGUCGAGAAUCUAGCAAAGAUAGAAGUUAUCGUGGUGGUAAUCGAAACUUUGAUGACCUACAUCGACAUAGAGCGUCCGAUCGAUAUCUAGAUGAAAAUUGGAGAACAGGUAGAAAAAUGUCAGUUUGUGAUUCUGACGAUGGUCGACAAACACCUAGCGUUUCUUCACAUUCUGUCUCGUUAGCAAAUACUUUGACAGUACAUCAAACAUCACCUACUGGAUAUACUAGUUCUCAACCACCGGGUGUUUUAGUGUUACCUGAUACUAGCCAAUCUCCGCCUAAUCAUCAAACUUCGAGGCAACAAGGAGUGCAACAACAAAGAACGUUAUUUGAUCCCAAUAAUCCUAAUAAACCAAUCGUUAUUAUCUCUCCUAGUAGUAGAGCAGCAGUACAAAGAGAAAGUGAAACUACAUCUCAAGGUUCAAGUAUACCAGUGUUUCAAUCCCAUGGGGGUAUUAGCUCUACUCAUCAUAACUUCCAGGGAACGCAUUUGGAUGGCGUGCCACCACCAUACAUGACAAAUGACCAAUUUGGAAAUAUAAGACCUUCAUGGUAUGAUCCUUACUCCGAUAGUUUUCGAAUAGCUAAAAAUCCUUACUUACUCUUGGAUAUAGAACGUGCUGAUUUAGAAUUGCAGUGGAUACUAAGUUCUGGUGGUUUUACAUCAAAUUGGGAGAGGGUUUUGUACAUACGACACUUUCUACAAGAAAGUUUAAAAACUUUGCUCGAGACUGAUAUUAAAUUUUGUCAAGCUGAGAAUGUUGAACAACAUUUUUGGAAAAUACUUUUUUAUAAUAUGAUCGAAAUGCUGCGAAAAGGCAUGCCUAAAGAAAGUUCUGAAGGUCGAGAACAUUAUAAAAAAAUUAUGUUAAAAAUUAUCGAUGAUGGUACCGUAUAUUUAGAGAGUUUGUUGACUGUUCUUGAAACGAAAUACGAAUUUAAAUUGGAUACAUUUCUUGCAUCGUCGACUUUGCCUAAGGGUCUUGGGAUCUUAGGUUUAGCCUUAGUAAGUGCGCAAAAAAUAUAUCUAUUUUUGGGUGAUUUGGCGAGAUAUAGAGAACAGGCAAAUGAAACAAAUAAUUAUGGAAAGUCUCGGCAGUGGUAUUUGAAAGCACAACAACUUAAUCCAAAGAAUGGAAGGCCUUACAACCAGCUUGCAUUACUAGCACAUUAUGCUAGGCGAAAGUUGGAUGCGGUGUAUUAUUAUAUGCGAUCUCUUAUGGCAUCUAAUCCUUUCCAUUCUGCAAGGGAGAGUUUAAUAGCACUUUUUGAUGAAAACAGGAAGAAGUAUCUACAUUAUUAUGAAUCGACGGAACGGAAACGGAAAGAGGAGAGAGAAUGGAAAGAACGAGCCAGGAUGAAAGAGAAAGAGGGUGCGAACAACAUUGGCGGAGGGCUAAGAAGAGAAAUUUGGAUUCAUCCUGGUGGAAGACGAGUUCAUCGUACAACUACUGCAGCCACUGCCAACGAAGCGAGAUUAUCUCAUAGCGAUUUAGAAGAAUUGGCACAAUUAAGCAGCGUUGAGGUAAAUAAACGGUUCGUCACAUCUUACCUUCACGUACAUGGAAAGCUGAUCAAUAAGAUAGGAAUGGAGACGUUCCAAGAAGCUGGUGUUCAGAUGUUAAAGGAGUUCAGGGCGCUUCUUCAGCAUUCGCCGCUGCCUCUUCCGGGGACGCGACUUCUUCAGCUUCUGGCGUUGAACAUGUUCGCGAUCGAGUCGACGCAGUUGAAGGAUUCCCAAAUGGAGCAAGGGUACCGGUCCGAGGUCCAAGAAAGGGCACUGGUUGUAUCCUUGCAGAUGUUCAAUCUGAUUUUAGAACGUGGCGUGUCCUUGCUCAAGUCUCAGUUGGACUGCGGCGAGGAGUCGAGGAUGGUUGUUAGCGAGGACAUGCAAGUCCUUUUACCAGCUAUCAAGAUCUGGUGCGACUGGAUGCUUUGUCACAGCACCGUUUGGAAUCCACCACCAUCUUGCACGGACUACAGAGUUGGCCCACCUGGAGACGCCUGGAGCAGGCUGGCCAUGAUGGUGAACCUACUGGAAAAAUUGAAUUACUCCAGAACGAUUCUUAUCCAGGCCAAGGACGUGGAGGAUCGAGAAGACGAACUUGAAUUGGUAAAACUGCCGGAAGAUAUGACCUUGGCAGGAUUCACGCCGCUGAUGUCGAAUCCGCAAGAUCCUUGCUACGCCGAAAAAACCGAAGAUAUGGAAGUUGCUCAAGUGUGCCUCAGGAUAAACAAGAUUCUGUUCUUCGGCCAAGUGUUCCUGUGCGGCCUCGAGACGCCGGUAUUAAAGUUGCAGAAGAGCGAAACUGGCAUUAGCGAGUACGUCUCCGUGGUGGAGGCAUCGAGCACGAGCACGCCGAGUUCACCACCAGAGCAGAGCGACUCGGAGCUCCUGGUGGAAAGUUACAGCGAGGGUGAAGACGAGCCAGUUUCCACCCUCAAGAGAUUACCCUCGUGCACAGACGUACCUGACGAUAGCAUCGCGCCCGUAGCCGCAGUCGAGAUAAGGUCCUUGAUCGAGAGAAAAGAAGAAUUGGAGAGGCGGCAGCGGAAACAGGAUCGUCAUAGACAGCGAGUGCAGCAAAUCUUGCAAAAGUCUUCAGUUUCGGUGGAAAUCGAAGUGAGACCUAGACAAUUGGUGCCGGAUACUAAUUGCUUUAUCGACUAUCUACCGCAGUUACAAAAUAUCGCAAAAGCGAUUGCUGGCGCUCAACCGAUUUACACUCUUAUGGUGCCACUUGUAGUUCUGAACGAGCUCGAGGGCCUGGCAAGGGGUGCGGACGCUAGAGACUGUCCUCCAGCUUCGAGGGCGACUCUGGAUCCAGAACACGUGGCCAGGGUGGCUGAGAGCGCGAAAGUAGCUCUGGCUUUCGCGAGAAGCAGAAAUCCGGCUAUUCGGUGCUUAACCACCAGAGGAACUGUGCUGACGUCCAGCACGUUUACAGUAGAAGAGGAUGUUGACAAGGACGGGUUGACAAGAAACGAUGACAGAAUACUGGCUACGUGCUUGAGCCUCUGCAAGGCGGGUAACAAAGAUCAAGUAAAUGCAGAAGAAGGUCAACCACGACGACUCAGGAGGGAAGUUGUCCUACUAACGGAUGACAGGAACUUGAGGGUGAAGGCGCUAGCAAGGGAUGUUCCCGUAAGAGAGGUGCCCGAUUUUAUGCAAUGGGCCGGCCUUGGUUGAGACGCUUUUCCGACCAAACAUACCCGCUAACGAAAAAUCUUCCGUUACCACCCCCGCCGAGUAAACUUGAACAACAGCAGCAGCAGAAAUAGCAGCAGCAACCAUCAACAGCAACAGCAGCAGCAAGACAAAGAAAAGGAAAGAAAGCGUGGAAGAAAGAGCAUGGAGGAAAAAAGGGGAAACAAAGAAAAGAGGAUAUCUCGCAUCGUGCUCCCUCAAUCGUGGCCGAUCAGCCGUCGCGCGCGUGCGACGGAUCUUCCGUUCCCACACGUAAGUUCGUUCUGAUUGUCGAGGUCGUGCCUAUACCCGCGGUGAUGCAUUCAUCGUGUCGGCGAGGAUGUCAAAGAGAUCGGCAAAGAAUGUGUGCGUGUAUAUGAGAGAGUGAGUAUGAGUGACUGAGUGAGUGGGUAAGUGAGUGAGCGAGUGAGUGAGUGAAGGAGCGAGCGAGUGAGAGUGAGAAUGAGAGUGAGAGUAAGUGAGUGAGUGAGUGUAUUAGUGAGAGAAAGAGAGAGAGAGAGAGAGAGAGAGAGAGAGAGAGAGAGAGAGAGAGAGAAUAUGACUGGUCAUUUUCCAUGGUGACAUUGCUCGAUGUAGAUCGAGUUUUUAGGAGCGACCGAGACUAGGAGACACACAGGGAGAACGGUAGUUUAUUUCUAGUAGGAUCAGAAAUAGAGGGAUAAGAGAGAGGGAAAUAGAUAUAAUUAGAUAGAAACGACGAUGCGUGAUCGCGACGCUUUCCAUCGUUGAUUUCUUUUUCUUUUUUCCUUGUUUUUAAUAUAUUAUAUUUAAUAGCUAUAUUUACGGAAAUAUAGAUUUCUGUUUUCUUGAACACGAUUAACAGCUACUAUCUACUUUCUUACACGUAAGGAGAAAGGGGGAUGUAAAGCGGCGCGAGAACGUUGAUAGUUGAAUCGUAUCGGGGCAAAGUAAUUUGUCCGAGAACGAAGACAGGAAAGUAUGCCACUCGAUCUGAGUGACGCGUACGAGAAAAUAAAGCAAGAAAAUGAAUGAAGCGAGAAAUGAAACGAAACGAGACGAGACGAGACGAGAGGGGUCGAUAUUUUUUACACUCGUGAAUAUCUUUUUUGGUUGAUUUUUAUCGAUGACGACCGCUCUGCGGCCGUCUUCAUUUUUCUCUACCUUUUAUCAUGUUUGUAACGGUCUAUACACGCGUAUAUAUGCAUAUAUAUAUGUAUAUUUGUACGCACUUUUGAAUAUUGUAUACACCGUAUGCGGUCGUUGGAGGAUGCGUUCGGAAUCCGCGUACAUCCCGCCCCGCGUGUGUGUCGCUUGUCUUUCUUUUUCUUCUCUUUUCUUAUGCUGUCCUUUUUAGCAAGCUCCCUCCCUCGUACCGGAUCGUUCUGGAAUUAAUUUUCUCUCUUUCUUCUCUUUUCUGUUUUUCCUCUCCCUUUCGGCUGUCCCUUCGUUUCUUUUCCUACUCUUUUUCUUUCUCGUUGUACGCGUAACGAAAAAGUUAUCCUUGCACGCCGUAUAUUAUUCUUAUUUUUUUUUUUUAUGCAAUUUUCGAUAUUUGUAUCGUACUUUUUCACUUUUCUUCACUUUUUUCUUUAACGAUUCCAUGGUUUUUUCGUACGAUUUCGAUGCCUUUAUUUUUACUCGUUGUUAGCUUCUUUUUCCUUUUUACGAGUCUCGUAACGCCUUAUGGACUUUAUCGAAGCUUUUCCGGGCAUAACUUCCAUUGUAAUCUCGAGCAGAGAAAAAUGUGUUUGAUAUAUAUAUAUAUAUAUAUCUAUAUGUAUAUCAGUUUACCGAAGAUAUUCUCUAUCUUUCGUAUUAAUAUUUUUCAAUUAAUUACUUUGUUAAUAUUGAUUUUGAAAAGCCACUGCGAACUAACUUAAUUACUAACAUAUUUUCUUUGCAAAUAUUCGUUAAUCGUCAAAAUAAAGAAGAGCGAUGUUUCGCUUAGUGUUCAAUUACACAGAAUUCAAAUACUUGGACACGAAGUAAAAUUUUGUUCAUGUAAACUACUAUACAUGCUUGUCCAUUCAAUCUAUCAUAGCUGAAUCUAGCGCACCUGUGGUCCGUAAGGCAUUACGAGAAGAAUUUUAAUUUUUUUUUUUAUAUAACAAUUUACGCGCUCGAUGUUGGCGCAGCGAGAACGAGUGCGAUUUUUACAACACAAAAAAGGUGACCGUGUUUUAAGCCGAAUAUAAUCACGAGGGACGCUCCCCAUUUGCAUUCCCACGAAAACAAAGUUUUCCAGAGUGACGGCGUAGAGGUCCCGAAUCCUUGUCGUUUUCCAGCGACUGCUCGCGUGUCAUUGUCGAGAAUGUCAUGUGAAUUUUUUAAUCGAGACAAUUUGCUCGCGUCAAAAUGCCACAGACACGAAAUUGAAACGUCAUUUGUUUCGUUUAUAACCGCCGUCAAAGACGGUUCCUUCUGUUGGCGGAUGCCAUUUUGUCAACUAACUUUGUUACCAUUUCCGUGUGCCAAUGAAUUCGUGAAAUUUUGUCAGGGGAAUCAAGAAUGUUAAUUUGUAAAUUAAAUGGAUUUUGUUUUGUUGGAUUAAAUGGUAUUACUUUUUUGAUUAAAUGCUCAUCAUUUUGCUCAUCAAUACUGCUGCGGUGUUAAAAUUUUUACGCUCCAAUCUUGUUUUUGAUUUAAGUAUCAAAAAUGUCCUUAAUAUUUUAUGAACUUUGGCAUAAAAUAAAAACUUGAAUCUUUCGUGGUUUCUUCAAGUUUAGAAAAUUUCUUGAGCUUCAAUUGAAAAUUACUUAAAGGGAGUAGCAAAUAAUAUAAUAUAAAAGAUUUUUUUUCAAAUUUGUAUUUCGUGAAUCAACGAGAUAUUUGAUUAAUUUAGAAAUAUUAUUCGUUGAUCAAGUAAAUGCCAUUGUUUAUUUUGUCAGACGAAUGAUUACAUUAUUUUAUAAACUAAUUUAUAAUGUAUUUGAAUAAAUGUAGUAUAAGAAUAAUAUACCUAACAGCGCUUAACAAGAUUUAAUAAUUUGAUCGACAGAGUGGUUGUUAUUUUAUCAACGAAGUAAAUAUCAUUUAAUAAAGCAAUAUUAUGUAAUUUUUUUGAAAACGUAAACUAUAUCAAGUUAUCCGUAUUAUUAAUAUCAGUGAAACUCGAAUUAUUUUGUUAUCAAAGUUGGCAUUGUCUUACUCUUUAGACGGAAAUGGCGUCCUUUCAUUCCAUCAAGAUCACGUAUACGUGGAGCAAUGAGCCGUUUAUUAAUUUAAUUUGACAAAGUCAAAGAUUGUAAUUAUGAAAUUAUAACGCCGAUAAUCUUACGGGAAAUGAAAUAUCUUAAUAUUUAAAUCGCAAAAAAAUUAAUAGAAUGUAAACGGUAGAUUUGAUCAGUAGGUUUCGCCACUCUUUUAUGACACACGAAUCUACAUCAUGUUUUUUUUUUUUUUACUAUCUUUACUCAUUUCUACCGUCUUAAAUGAUGAAUUAAUCUCAUAGAAAUUUAAUGGACCGAGUAAAUUGUUAAAACAUCGGUAAAACAUAUUAUAAAUCUAAAUUAUGUUUAAAUUUAUAUGUGUGUAUAUACAUAUAUAUACAUAAAAAGGCCAAGGUAAAAAAAGGUAAAAAAAGAAGAAAGAAAGAGAAACUAUUAAUCACACGUGAAAUAGUUAAAAUGAUCUUAUAGCGUUGCAAAGGGUCAUCUUAAAUCGUACAUCAGCAUAACAAAUUAAUAUCAAUAUUUGACAGUUCUGCAAGACAUAAAAAUGUAAAAUCAUCGAUCAAAGGAGAAACUAUCGAUCGUAACGUUGCAUCGUGAUCCACCGUACGUGAGCGGAUAUAAAUCGAACAGAAGGAAAAGAAUAUUUACGUGUACAUGAACAAAGCAGAAAGCAACGGAAGGAAAUGUAGAGGAAACACUGAUACGUGUAUACGGGCUUGCACUUUUUCUUCUUGCCUGUGUCGACAAACUUUCAGAGCACUCAAACGGUAUAGAGAUUAGAAGAAAUAGCAGAAAUCUAUUGUGGCAUGUAGUCGUUGAUUUCGGGAGGUCUUGAAUGUCCUAACACGAUCCUAUGACUUUUGCUCGAUUGCAUAUCAAUGAUUAACCCCUUGCGGGAGAUUAAGCUUAUAGAAAAAAAACAUAUAAUAAAUAAAUAUAUACAUAUACAUAUAUAUAUAUAUAUAUCUAUACAUAGAAAGAAAUAUUGUACAGUGAUAAAAAUUUAAAGUUCUUAUAGUAUUCAUCAAGAAUAAGUAUACAAUUCUUAAUCCAUAUAGAAUUUAGAAAGUCUAUAUUUUUUGUAGUAAAAUGUAAUUUUGUAUUUGCUAAUAUGCAAUAACUGAAAAGUAACAUACAUAUCUAUCCAUUGCAUCUUAAAACUUAUAUAUUUGAUAUAGUUUCCAUUAAUUAUUAUUUCCUAUGGAUGAGGCAAAUUGUAAUACUAUAAAAUUAAUUAUCCUUGCAAAAUAUACAUACAAAAUCACAUUUUACACUAAAGGUAUCGGCUUUUCAAUUUAAGUUAAUCAAACAUUUUUUUUAUUCCAUCUGAUACUAUAUAAGUCUGCAAACUCUUAAUUCCUUUUCUAAUAGCACUCUGUAUAUUUGUCGCGAUUUUUCAUGUGAUAGAAAUUUUCAUCGCUAGGUCACCAAUGUCUACGAUACUUCUCUACAGUACACGCUGUAUUUAUUUUUCUAGAACACACUCGCAAUUCGAAAGAAUCUAUAAUCAUCGUAAAUGUGUACAUUAAAUGAGGAAUCGUGAGUAAUUUAUACACACAUACAUAGAAAAUGAUCGACCACAAAGGGUUAAUCGACUCGAAUCGAACGCGUCUAAAAUGUAUUUUAGGAUUCGGUACGAUCGAGAUCACGAACAUUCCGAAUAGAAAGAUUGAUAUCGAACCGGUUGAACAUGUUGAUCGUGAAUAAUUUUGGUAUCGUGAUGUUUUUCCACGGAAUUCGAUGAUCAUGUCAUGGUGGGACGAUCGCACGCGACGUGAUGAAUCGGGAAAUUAUCGUUUAACUUUGUUCCGAUUUGUUACUUGGAUGAGACUCGUCCGUUUAUUGUUAUUUACCGAACUUGCGUUUUUUUAAACUGAUUUCAUUAGUAAAUUAUUCGUUGAUAUAUUGAUUCUCGGUCAUUGUUACCGAGUAGAACAAUUGAUAAUGAAUUUUUUAAUGAAUUUUUUAAUAUAUAAGAUAAAUAUCGUCCUUCAAACGUACAGACUUUUAAAUAAAAAAAAUCUGUUCAAAGAUUUCUUUAACUACAUGUGUAUUUAGAGAAGUUUUUCAGGCCCUAUAUGGCCUUAUCUCCAACAUUGUUCUAAACUGUUUCAUAAAAAUAAAAGGAAACAAAAAAUGGCGAUGAUAAUUGAGAGUCAGCAAAGUAAUCGAGAACAAUUGUAUCCGUUCGUAUUUAACGUUUUAGCCGCCACAAUUCAUAUGUAUUAAUCCUUGAGAAUGAAGGAGAGAGGAUGAGAGAGAGAGAAUGAAUGAAUGGAUGAAAUUGAUAAGCAAGGGACCGUGAGAGAUGAGAAUGCGACGUGUCCUAUUUUUCGAUGAAAACUCUAGUUACUUAACGAUCCAUAGCGAUUAAUUCUGCAAGAAGAGAGUGAGUGCAAGGAAACGAGUGAAAGAGAAAGCGAUCAAGAGACACGAAGAGGAAAAAUAAGAGCAUUCGUAAUCGACAGGAACUCCUCUUGAUCGUAUCUUUUCGACUGGUUCACUUUUCUUUUUUCUUUUUAAGAUAGUUGUACACAUCGUCGUUAUUAAUGUUACUCUUUUCCUCUUUUCAUCAUGUAGAACGUAUGCAUUAAAUGGUAGAGACGAUCAGCUCGGUGCUGCACCAUUUUCAAAGCUUCUUUAAAAACUGUUAACACAAUUAUCCUUUGACACUAGAAAUACCACCAUGGUUGAAGAAUAAUUUGUUAUUGUCUUAGAUAAAAUACGUAUUUCUAAACUUUCAUUAUUCUAGCCCUUAUCUCUAGUUACUGUGCAAUAUGAACAUUUUGUCAAUAUCUAUCUCUAUUGAUGUAAAACAGCAAAGUUACAAGUAAACUAUUCUGCUUCGUAUUUUAUUACGAAUUAUAAUCCUUUUAUCAUAUUUUAUUGUUUUGGCAAAAAAGUUGGAAACCAGCUAAAAAAUAAACUAAAACUGCAGACACUAUUACGAGUUAAAACACCUUCAGUGACAAAAAAAAAGAAAAAAAGAAAAAAAACAACAAAAGCACAAAAUUUACGAAUAGUUAUACUUGUCAGUGGGAACAAUAGCUCUCACAAUUCUGUUCAUUAGUGAAACUUUAUUGGUCUUUCUAGCGUUAAUGGCGAUAAACAGAAUCAGUCAAACUGUCCUACCACCGAUUGUAAUCAUUAUAUCACGUUGAUUCCUCCGCAAUAGCCGAAUAGUGCAAUAACAGGUGGCAAACUGGUAACGUUUCCGGUCGAUCCUCGCGAGUCCUUGGUGUUGUGAUCGACGAAUUCGAUUCGACCAACUGGAUAGUCGAAUAUCUACAUAUACUGCAAAAAUUAUAAGAAAUUUUAUCUAGAAAAUUUCAAAUCGUUUCUUCGACACAUCGACGAAGAUGAAGUUACAUAAAAGAAAAGAAAAGAAAAAGAAAAAAAAAAGAAAAAAAAAUGCUCGUUUCAGUUGAGAGAUCUUUUUGAUGGAUAGAUUGAAACGCGCGUUUUCUUUUUAUCGCAUCGUAUAUCGAUUGUUGCAUUCUUACAAAUGUAAAGCUGCCGAAUCCCACAGCGUCACUGAUGCAAAAUCGCGUGGACAUCGCAUCGCUCCAGACGAGCUCAAUGCUCGUUGAAUCGUGCGUCGAAUAAAUUCAAAAAAUUUGCCGCGACUUUUCCUUUGGCAAAUGUCGAGGAACGCAGCGUGUCGAACCUCUGCAACUUGCCGUCAGUUCCUUUGCUUCUCGAGAUGCGCCGACGCCAAGCUCAAGAACGUCUUAAAGCGUCUAUUUUUCUACUGUAUCUCUUCUGCAAUUAAAGUCACGGCGUCCUUUAAUCUUGCUGUGUUCCGUGGGUCAUUUUCGAUCGGAUCGUAUCUUUUAUCACCAGAAAAUUUCUUAAAUUUGAGGAAAUUAUAGGGCAAUCGUUCCUGAUUUCUCGUUUGAAUCGUAUGUUAAUGAUUUUUUUCGAAAAGACUGAAGGAUCGCAGUAGGGUUAAUUACGAGCGGUUAUCGGAUAACAUUCGCAAUAAAGUAACUGUGUUUUCUGUUAAAGCCGAAAUUUUACAUUCCAUUCAGCCACCACGUCAAGCUUUCUUGGUGAGAAUGACAUUUCUUUGUAUCAGCUUGCGGAGGAUCGAGAUCUUUUGUUUCCUUCUUUUUCUUUUCCUUGAUUGAUUUUACUGGCUGGCUGUAAAAAUUUGGUGAGAUUUAAAGAAGAAAAGAGAAGGAGGAAGAGUGGAGAGAUAGACGAUGGUUAGAGACAAGUGGAAAUAGACUUAAAUAUGGCGUCGACGAAUACGACCGAUCUGUGCAACUUGUUGACGUCGCGAUUUUUAUGGCACGUUUUAUACUCGUGCCGAAAGCUGUGGUCUCUAUCCCAUCCCGGGACUAUUUACACCAUAAGUGUACCUAUGAAUGCAUAUAAGAUAUACGUUAUAUAUAAAAUACGAAUACACGCGAACAAAAAUAUUACACACCACUGGCCAUCGAUUUUAAUUCAAGAUUGUCGCAAUACCAAUUAUAUGCGUAUAGUAAUUAAAUAUGUAAAAGAACGGUGUUAAAUGGUACGUUUAUAUUUUGACUCGGAAAGAGGAUUUUCUUUUUUCUUUUUGAAUAAUGUGACGAAUAAUUGUCGAUGAUAACAGUGAUUAUGGCGAUGAUAAGAAUGACGACGACGACGAUGAUGAUAAUCACUACGAUGCAGCGGUAGAAUUUUUAGGCUAAUCAUUUAUUACACUUAUGAAAAAUGUCACUACUAUAGUGUUACCACUUUGAUUAUUCAAUAAAACGCGAAGUUGACGGAAUCGCUGUUACAUA
This is a messenger RNA of Bombus pascuorum, 13136 nucleotides long. Its product is annotated as telomerase-binding protein EST1A-like. Bases 56 to 5212 code for a protein of 1718 amino acids. Gene Ontology annotation, cellular component: telomerase holoenzyme complex. Gene Ontology annotation, molecular function: protein binding; telomeric repeat DNA binding; telomerase RNA binding. Lineage: Eukaryota; Metazoa; Arthropoda; Insecta; Hymenoptera; Apidae. Gene Ontology annotation, biological process: nuclear-transcribed mRNA catabolic process, nonsense-mediated decay. The record is from RefSeq and is a predicted model, not a curated record. The transcript is spliced from 28 exons.